Messenger RNA from Pollicipes pollicipes, 1839 nucleotides. RefSeq names its product E3 ubiquitin-protein ligase ZNF598-like. Gene Ontology annotation, biological process: protein ubiquitination; rescue of stalled cytosolic ribosome. The transcript is spliced from 11 exons. Bases 9 to 1829 code for a protein of 606 amino acids. Lineage: Eukaryota; Metazoa; Arthropoda; Thecostraca; Pollicipedomorpha; Pollicipedidae. The record is from RefSeq and is a predicted model, not a curated record. Gene Ontology annotation, molecular function: ribosome binding; ubiquitin protein ligase activity.
GCUGCAUUAUGGACUGUGAACACACCAUAUGCUACGAAUGCUCAACAAGACUGAGAGUUCUGUGUGAAAAGCUGGAAUGUCCGAUUUGUCGUCAGGAAACAACAAUUGCGGUGUUUUCGCGCGACAAAGGCUCGUUCCGGUCGCUCUUCAUGCGCGCGCUGUACAACGAGGACAAGUACAAGCUGGCGCUGGAGGACGAGGCGGUGCGCCGAGCCUUCGCGGGCCUGCUGGCGCACAACUGCCCCGUCUGUCCGCAGCGGCGCGGCUUCGGCACGUUCAAGCAGCUGAGCGACCACGUGCUGCGCGAGCAUCAGCUCAUGUACUGCGACCUGUGCGUGGGGCACCUGAAGAUCUUCACAUCGGAGCGGAAGCUGUAUAACCGGGAGCGUCUGGCGCUGCAUCGGCGCAAGGGCGACCCGGACAACUCCUCCCACCGCGGCCACCCGCUCUGCAAGUACUGCGAAAAACGGUACGUGGACAACGACGAGCUGUUCCUGCACCUUCGGCGGGACCACUUCUACUGCCAUCUGUGCGAGGCUGACGGCGAGCAGAUCUUCUACGACGACUACAGCCACCUGGCGGAUCACUUUCGCGAAGAGCACUUCCUCUGCGAGCAGGGCGAGUGUCUGGAGAAGAAGUUCAUCGUCUUCAGGACCAAUAUCGACCUGCAAGCGCACCGCGCCACGGCCCACUCGGACAACAAGAGCCGCGCGCAGCAGCGCCAGGAUCGGGUGCUGACGCUGGAGUUCAGCGCCGAGCAGGGCGGCCGCCGCCGGCGCAACGACCGCUACGGCGACGCGCGCAACGACAGGAGGGAGCAAGGCGCCAGGGCCCACUCGCCGCCGCCGCCUCCUCCGCCUCUACCGCCGCAGCAGGCGCCGCCGAUGAACACAAGCAGCACGCAGGAGUUCCCGACUCUGGGCACGGGCGCGGCGGAAGGCGCUGAGAUCAGCGGCAGGGGCGGCAGCUUGGCACAGCGCGUGGCGAGCGCGGCCGGCCUCACGGUCAGGUCGGGCCCGGCGCGCGCGCGCGGCCGGCCCUGGGACAACCGACCCGUCACCGACGACUUCCCGUCGCUGGCGCCGGUGGCGCCGCACGGCAACUUCCGCAACUACUCGGGCGUCGACGGUGUCAGGCCCCCCGCGAAGUCGGCCUGGGCCACGGACAACCGGCCGACGCCGGCUGCCAGCGGCGCUACCAGCGGCGCUGCCAGCGGCGGCGGGGCGAAGGGCAAGAAGAAGAAGAAGCGGCCGGCGGCCGGCGAGGGCGGCGCCGAGGCCGGCCGGCAGAACGGCGUCAGCACCGCCGAGAGCGUGGAGGUGCGCAAGGCGACGGCGGCGGUGAACGGACUGUCGGUGGCGCCGCGGCCGCCGCCCGGCCUGCCGCCGCCGGGCCUGGCCGAGCCGACCGCCGGCUCCCGGCACGGUGGCUUCGAGUACCAGCGGCCGGAGAACUUCACGGCGCGCAACGGCCGCCUGGUGCUGCAGGCGCGCGAGCUCAUCCAGUCCGAGCAGGGCCUGGACGCCUUCAAGACCCUGUCGAAGACGUACCUGGGCGGCGGUCUGUCGGGCGAGGAUUACUACGCCAGCUGCAUGACCCUCAUGGGCAACGACAAGUUCGGCAAGGUGUUUCCCGAGCUGCUGGUGCUGCUGCCCGACAUCAGUAAGCAGCAGGAGCUGCUGGCGGCCCACGAGAAGCUGAACAAGAACGGCUUCCAGCGCAACAAGUUCCCGGCGUGCCCGACCUGCUCGCAGGUGCUGGUGUUCGCCGACUUCGCGCAGCACACGUCGCGGCACUGUCAAGACGGCGACUUCCCGGCUCUGUCCUGAGGUCGCGCGC